AUGCGAUGCAUGCGAUGUGCGGCACAGUGCGGGUGCAAGCAACGGAGAACUGAUAAGGCUAAAUUGAAGAUGAUAAUUUCGCUAUUGGCGUCUGUUCUUGUUGCAUUGGCGUCUGGUACACCAUACUUGUAUGGAGUUUACGCCCCGCAACUUGUGAAGCGAGUGGGAUUGACGGCACUGCAUUCUGCAACCAUUUCUUUGGCGUCAAAUAUUGGGUCGGGACUCGGUGGGUUCCCAGCCGGAUUAAUCAUCGAUGCAAAGGAUCCUCCGAUGUCCAUACUUAUAGGGUCCAUUUGCAUCAUGAUGGGAUACUUUGGAGUUCACGAGGUAUAUGUUCACCGGUGGGCAAACAUGCCGUUCAUUUGUGUUGCGAUGGUUCUCGUUGGUUUUGGUUCUAUCAUCAGUUAUUUUGCAACCAUAAAAGCGGCACAGGCUAAUUUUCCGAAACAUAGAGGUUCUGCCGGUGCUAUUCCUGUAAGCGGUUAUGGCUUAUCUGCCACCAUUUUCUCCGUGAUUGCAGCACAUUAUUUCAAAAACAAUACUGGGGGUUUUUUGGGCUUUUUGGCCUUGUUUUGUGGCUCGGUGACACUUUUGUGCUCUUAUUUCGUACAAUUGAAAACUCCACUUCCUCCCUCAUUCGACGAAGAAUCGGCUUUGUUAACAGGGACCGAUCCCACACACUCUCACGACCACCAUCCUCCCUCUGAACACUUGCCGGAGCCAGCAAACUCGCCCGUUUUAGUGUUGCUAACCAGCAAAAAGUUCUUAUGCCAUUACCUCAUAGUGUCUGUUUUAAGUGGAAUUGGCCAGAUGUAUAUUUAUUCUGUGGGAUUUGUGGUUUCUGCCCAAGUAACCUACGCAAAGUCAUCAGCUUCUGACGUAGAGACAGUUCAGGCACUUCAAGUUGGUCUUAUAUCAAUUGCAAGUUUUUCCGGUCGGUUACUAUCUGGAAUAUUUUCGGACAUUUUGCACAAAAAGUUCAAACUCCAGCGCCUAUGGAUUGUGCUAACAACUACAUUAGCUCUUGCUUGUGGUCAAUUGAUCUUGGUAUACUCAAAUAACCUUUCAUUACUUGCCGUAACAUCGGCAGUUAUUGGAGGCAGUUACGGGUUGAUUUUUGGAACCUACCCUGCUAUAAUGGCUGACGAAUUUGGAACCGAUACUUUCUCCACAACUUGGGGUCUCAUAUGCACAGGACCGCUGAUAACGCUCUACAUUCUAAACAAGUAUUUCGGUCGCAUUUUCGACAGCAAUACCGAUGCAAAUACUGGGGUGUGCUACUUGGGCAAUAACUGCUAUAGGCCCGUUUUCCAGCUCAGUUUUUACCUUGGAGUUGCAAUAUUCUUCGUUGCCAUGGGACUCAUGUGGGCUCAACGUAAGUGGUUAUAG
Messenger RNA from Meyerozyma guilliermondii ATCC 6260, 1389 nucleotides. RefSeq lists its product as uncharacterized. Gene Ontology annotation, cellular component: membrane. Gene Ontology annotation, biological process: transmembrane transport. Gene Ontology annotation, molecular function: transmembrane transporter activity. The coding region runs from base 1 to 1389 and encodes 462 amino acids. The record is from RefSeq and is a predicted model, not a curated record. The transcript has a single exon. Lineage: Eukaryota; Fungi; Ascomycota; Pichiomycetes; Serinales; Debaryomycetaceae.